AUGGCGGCUGGCUCUGGAGGCUCGGAGAUUCAGCGACGACUCGGACUUCGCAGUUCUCUCUGGCCCUCCUCGAUGGCAGGAUUCCUUGAAGUUUCCAUCCACGAUGCGGGUGUUUCUAAAACGCUCAUGAAAGAGGAUCCUGCACCCACCUACGACUACAUCGUCGUCGGAGGUGGUACCUUGGGAGCUGUGCUCGCGUCACGGCUGAGCGAGGACCCUACUGUCUCUGUCCUCGUCCUUGAGAAGGGACAGGUGGUUGACACGUGGAUAACCCGGAUCCCUCUCCUUUUUGCAAACCCGACAAGCAAAAACUUUAGGCGAAGUCCUCGGGGGGGUAGUCGCAUCAACGGCGCUCUGUACACUCGAGGUACUCCGUACGACUACAAUCGGUGGGAGGAGUUGGGCAACGUUGGGUGGGGAUACAAUGAUCUCGAGCCGUAUUAG
This is a messenger RNA of Dichomitus squalens LYAD-421 SS1, 444 nucleotides long. RefSeq names its product FAD/NAD(P)-binding domain-containing protein. Bases 1 to 444 code for a protein of 147 amino acids. Gene Ontology annotation, molecular function: oxidoreductase activity, acting on CH-OH group of donors; flavin adenine dinucleotide binding. The record is from RefSeq and is a predicted model, not a curated record. NCBI's taxonomy places the organism in Eukaryota, Fungi, Basidiomycota, Agaricomycetes, Polyporales, Polyporaceae. The transcript is spliced from 5 exons.